Messenger RNA from Python bivittatus (Burmese python), 1783 nucleotides. RefSeq names its product intestinal-type alkaline phosphatase. The record is from RefSeq and is a predicted model, not a curated record. Gene Ontology annotation, biological process: dephosphorylation. Lineage: Eukaryota; Metazoa; Chordata; Lepidosauria; Squamata; Pythonidae. Gene Ontology annotation, cellular component: plasma membrane. Gene Ontology annotation, molecular function: alkaline phosphatase activity.
CUGCUGUUCCUUCCCGGCUGACAGUGCUCGGCUCUACCGGCAGUGAUGUGGCGGGCAGGGCUGGGUCUGUGGCUGGUGGGGCUGGCGUUCGCCACUGCAGUCAUCCCAGAUUUAUAUAGCCGCCCAUCUCACGGAGGCGACUCCGGGCGGCUCACAACAACGAAACACAACAGCGGGAACAAUAAAAAUUGGAAGAGGAGAAACCAUCGUUCUGGAAUCAACGGGCACAAAAGGCCAUUCAGAAAGCCAUCCGUCUGCCAUUCCGCCAAUACCAGGCCAAGAACCUCAUCAUCUUUCUGGGAGAUGCCAUGCAGGUUUUCUCAUGCUGAGUUGGUCUCCCUGGCAGGGAUGGGCAUUCCCACCAUCACCGCUACCCGCAUCCUGAAGGGGCAGAUGCAAAACCCGCCACUUCCUGAAACACCUCUAAGCAUGGACAUGUUUCCGUAUGUGGCUCUCUCCAAGACCUACAACGUGGACCGACAAGUGCCCGACAGCGCGGGAACCGCCACUGCCUACCUCUGUGGGGUGAAGGGCAACUUUCAAACCAUUGGCGUGAGUGCCGCUGCCCGGUAUAAUCAGUGCAAUACAACAGCGGGCAACGAAGUCAUUUCUGUCCUGAAGCGGGCUCAGAUGGCUGGAAAGUCGGUGGGGAUUGUGACCACCACGCGAGUCCAGCAUGCCUCCCCGGCCGGCAACUAUGCCCACGUUGUGAACCGAAACUGGUAUAGCGAUGCUGCCAUGCCUAAACCAGCGCUCGCAGGCGGCUGCAAGGAUAUCGCGGUGCAGCUCAUUGAAAACGUGGACCUCACGGUGGUCCUGGGUGGGGGCAGGAAAUAUAUGACUCCUAAGGGCACCCCAGACCCUGAGUACCCCACCAGCAGUGCAGCCAACGGGACCCGUAACGAUAACAGAAACCUUAUUGAGGAAUGGCUGAAAGCUUUUCCAGGCAGGAAGUACGUCUGGAACCGAGCCGAGCUAUUGAAAGCUGUCACUGACCCGACGGUGGAGCGCCUCAUGGGCCUCUUUGAACCAGGAGACAUGAAGUACGAGCUGAACCGGGACAACAGCACUGACCCAUCUCUGGCCGAGAUGACCGAAGUGGCCAUCAACUUGCUCAGUUCCAACCCCAAAGGCUUCUAUCUCUUUGUUGAAGGAGGCAAGAUUGACUUAGGGCAUCACGAAGGUAUUGCUAAGCGAGCCCUGACGGAGGCGAUUGAGUUUGAUAAAGCCAUCCAGCGAGCCGGGGAGUUGACUCAGGAAGAUGACACUCUGACUGUUGUGACCGCUGACCACUCCCACGUCUUCAGCUUCGGAGGCUACACUCUCCGGGGGACCUCCAUUUAUGGGUUGGCACCUGAAAAGGCAGCGGAUGGCAAGUCAUACACCUCUAUUGUUUAUGGCAACGGGCCAGGCUUCCAGGUCUCCAAAGAAGGCCGACCGAACGUAAACAUAGAAGAAAGUGAGAACAACACGUACCACCAGCAGGCUGCCGUGCCCCUUGUCUCAGAGACCCAUGGGGGUGAGGACGUGGCCAUCAUGGCCAAGGGACCUAUGGCCCACCUCUUCCACGGGGUGCAGGAACAAUCGUACAUCGCUCACGUCAUGGCCUACGCCGCCGGCUUGGAGCCCUACACGCCGAAGAAGUUGUCCGGUGGCAACUCUGCAGCUGCGCCCAAGUCCAGCAUUGCGGGUCUCCUCCUGGUUCCUCUGCUCCUGUGGAUCUGCUAGUCCUGCUCUGGACCAUCCUGGGCACAUCCCUCGCCUCCUCCUCCUCCUCCUCCCC